Ipomoea nil (Japanese morning glory) is the source of this 1394-nucleotide messenger RNA. Its product is annotated as salutaridinol 7-O-acetyltransferase-like. Bases 1 to 954 code for a protein of 317 amino acids. The record is from RefSeq and is a predicted model, not a curated record. NCBI's taxonomy places the organism in Eukaryota, Viridiplantae, Streptophyta, Magnoliopsida, Solanales, Convolvulaceae. The transcript is spliced from 2 exons.
AUGAAAGUUGAAGUUGGGAGCAAAGAAAUAGUGAGGCCAUCUUCUCCCACUCCUCAAAGUCUCAACAAUUACAAACUCUCUUUUAUAGAUCAACUAGAUCUCAACGUCAGGAGUCCAUUCGUCUUCUUCUACGACUCAGGAGGAGCUUGUCAUCAUACCAACACAAUUGAUGAGCUGAAGAAAUCACUCUCCAAAACCCUGUCUCUAAUGUACCCGCUGGCGGGGAGGGUGAAGGAGGACAAGGUAACAAUCGAAUGUAACGACGAAGGCGUCGAGUUUAUUGUGGCCGAUAUUGCUGAAAACAUGUCUUCUUUGCUGGAAAAUCCUGAAAUGGAGAAGAUUAAGCAGCUGAUUCCUAGUGCAAAGGUUUACGAGCCACAACCGGUAGGAAAGGCACUGGUCGCGAUUCAGGUGAACCGGUUUAGCUGCGGGGGAAUGGGUUUGGGAUUUUCCGUUUCACACGCCAUAGCCGAUGCUUCCGCCUUUGCCACCUUCUUUGAAACUUGGGGAUCCAUCAACCGCGGCUGUGCUGUGAAUGGAAGUGGAUUCGUUUACGAUCACUCCAGCAUCUUAUUCCCUCCCUUGACGGAUACUUCUGCAAUUGAACGGUUAAUGAAGAUGGGGGCAAAGGCAAUCAAGCAGGAAGAGAAAAACAUGAUUGUUAAAAGGUUCGUCAUUCCUGCCAACGCCAUAGCUCAACUCAGACAAGAUUUAACGACUACCGGCUCAGUUCAACGGCCGUCUCGCGUGGAGGCGUUAACGGCAUUAGUAUGGGCGGCUGUGAUAAACGCAACUCCAACUCAAACUGUCACGUUAUCCUGCAUAGUGCAUGGUGAACUUGCGGAGCAAGAUGGAGCCGCCGCUGCCGCCAAACUGUCUAGGGAGCUUGUCCUACGGAGCCACCGUUCACUGCGAGGAGGCGAAAGAUGGCGGCACCGUCGUAACCGCCGUUGAAUUGGUGCAGAGGAUACGCGAUGCUUUCCGAGCUGUGAACGACGGAGCGGCAAGGAAGGUGUACGGCGAAGGCGGGUUGUUGCGUGCGGUGAUUGCCACAGGUGAUGAAAUUGUGCGCAACAAUGAUUGUUCAACGUUGUCCACAAGCAGUCUGUGUAGAAUGCCGUAUUACGAAGUUGAUUUUGGGUGGGGGAAGCCAAGACUGGUGGUCAAUAUGAUUAUUAAUUCAAGGGUGAUUUUCUUAGACGCCAUUAAUGGAGCAGUAGAAGUUUGGAUGGUAUUGCCUAACCAAGUUAUGCACACAUUAACGCAAAACCACCACUUUCUUGCUUAUGUUUCUCCCUUUCCUAAACCAAAGCUAUGAAUGCAUGGGAUUGAAUAAAACAAAUAAUAACUGGUUAUCCCAAAUGAGAGGUCAUGGGAUUGAGUUUCGGUGGAAG